Molecule: messenger RNA, 1429 nt
Organism: Ilex paraguariensis (yerba mate)
Lineage: Eukaryota; Viridiplantae; Streptophyta; Magnoliopsida; Aquifoliales; Aquifoliaceae
Source: the annotation of a GenBank genome assembly
AUGGGAGAUGCUCUCUACGAACUCGAACAAAUUCUCCGAUCCAAACAGGAUAAAAUGACAAGUCAAGAAGCAAAUGUAAUAAUGGCAUGCAAGGCAAACGCUAUGAGAGAGUUUACCAUUGGUGUUGGUGUUGGUGCCGGUAUCACAUGGUUUGCAAGUCGAAGGCUAAAUAACUUUUUCCGCAUCAACCUUUCAGGAGGUAAGAGAUGCCAUCAGCCCAUCCCUCCACCCUUCCUCCUUUGUCUAUAUAUCUACUCAUCUUUUUUGUUGGUUUGCCCCUUUUAUGUUCAAUUCCUGAAUUGUUUUGUUAAAAAACCUAAUGAUACCUGCUAUUGGUUAUACAUCGUGCAAUUCUUUUAUCUUUUUUUCAUCUUGUGCUACAUCUUACAAAAGGAAUCAGGGCAAAUUGUGCACUGAAUAAAUGAAAUCAUUCAGAUGCCAAAGUGUUGAUAGCACUAAACCCUGUUAAUUUUUAAACAAUAUGAACUUGAAUGACAUUUUACAGAAACUUUAAAACUUCUAACAUUGCCUAGAUAUUAUAUAAGACACCCAAAUACAGUGAAUAUUACAUCAAUCACUACAUCAUAAUAUGGAAACCUAAUGAUUAAUAGUAAGCAUAAUUCAUAUGCAAGUACAUCCUUGAAAUGGUAAUUGUAAGUCUCUCAUCCCAAUGGUUUUUGUUCUGGAUGCGAGAAAAUGUGUACUUACGGUGGUAUAUUGAUGUUUUGAUGGCCUGGUGACAUCAUGACGAUAAUAUUUUUACUGUGCAUCAUGUUGUUGAAAGUGGUCAUUCAUUAAAAGAACACCCUUAUCUAUGUCAAAAUUGUUGUAGUAAUGUUCAUUAUGAUUGUACCUCCAUUUAGAGCAUCACCAUAGACUGCUAUAAAUUGGGUUAAUUACCAUUUGCCAGACAAGAAUUAUUGAACCUAUGGUGUAAAGCUUGGACAAUAGCCUCCUCAGGUGCCUUUCAUUUCUCCUAUAUUUGCUCUUCCAGUACCAUGCAAGUAUCCAUGCUUCUUUACUUGGCUUUACAUUGAUUAAAAUCCCAUUUUAAAGCUUUUUCUGUUGUGAUGUUUGUUGAUUUGUUAUCUGAUAGGGUAGAGUAUGUUAUAGCCAAAUCCACACUAUCUACUACCUACCAAAAUUUACUCCACCCUGCUCCCCUAUUGUGUUAAGCCUCGACCCAUCAUAGUUGGCAGAAGAUCUACUGCAACUUUACCAAGACCAGCAAUCUGGGAAACAUAACAUGAAACUAUCACCUAUACCUAUUGGUGACUGUAUUGCAAGUUUCUAUUAUAUCACUCUCUGUUUCUCUACAAGUAUAUGUGGACAAUCCUAAUAUUUUGCAAAUAUAGAAGUUUUUUUUUUGUGUGUGUCUAUCUAUUUAUUCCACCUGUUUUGCAGGAGCUGCUGCUCUUUUUGGAUUGUG